This is a messenger RNA of Vanessa atalanta (red admiral), 3917 nucleotides long. RefSeq lists its product as uncharacterized. Lineage: Eukaryota; Metazoa; Arthropoda; Insecta; Lepidoptera; Nymphalidae. The record is from RefSeq and is a predicted model, not a curated record. Gene Ontology annotation, molecular function: DNA-binding transcription factor activity, RNA polymerase II-specific; RNA polymerase II cis-regulatory region sequence-specific DNA binding. The transcript has 15 exons. Gene Ontology annotation, biological process: regulation of DNA-templated transcription. The coding region runs from base 293 to 3274 and encodes 993 amino acids.
AAUCUACAUUUUUAUUGCUGCUUUGUGUGGGAAUCACAAGCUUAAUUAUAAUGUAACAACUUUAUUAUUCAUUGGAGUACAUUUCUUAAAUAACGCUCUAUUGAGCCACCAUUAACCACUUCAAGAACUAGUAUUAAGAAAACAGCUUAUCAAAAUAACAAUAUUAUACAUUUAGUGACCUUGAUUGUGAGCAACAGCUGUCAGUGUUCAGUGUUGAAUGAACCUAACCAAGUUGUGAUAUGUGAAUUAUUGAAAUGUGAAAUUAAAACAAUUGUUGAUAUAAUAUUUCAACAUGAGAAACGUGGAAUCACAUCUUUUAGAGGAUAAAAUGGACGAAGCGGUCACGCAUUACAUCAAUUCACAACAAACACCGGAGUCCGUCCAUGUCGAUGCUAACUCCUUGGCUCUCAAUGUACAAGAUGAUGGAGGUGGUCGAGUGGUUACCGUCAUGCACCCACAAAACUUUCCGUCCCAAAUGUGCAGGCAAGUAUCAGUGGGCGAGCAAGUUGGAGAUGGUCCAUGGGUGGAAGAACUCUUGGACCCUGAAGGUAGACUGGCAGCUCUAGUGGCACACCUUGCACAACAUUCUCGCGCUUCCCAUCAUCAGACACAUCCUAAUCAUCAUAAAGUGCCUUCCGUAAGGAGUGAUGUGGAUCCAUCUGUGAUUCUAGAUACGCCAAUGAGAUUGUUUAAUGGACAACAGCUGGAUCAACAAUCUGAUACAAUAGUGGUGCAAGUACCACCUCUGCCGACCUUACCACCUCUGCAAGACAUGAAAAGAUGUCCAGACACAGAUUGGUUCCAUAAAAAUAAAAAUGCUUUAAAGGACGAUAGUGGUAUUCUGACGGACCAAGACGGUCCGGUUCUAGAUAUCGGAGCCGGAGCCUCCCCGGCGCAAAACAAGCAACAAAGCAAGAAAAGUCUUCCACACAAGAAGAGGAUAUCGAGGAAGUUGAAACGAACAAAUGGAAGCAGUACGCCUCAACAGGACAUAGUGGUGAUAAAUUGCGGAGGAGAGGGCCAGCAGGAGGAGAUCUUGCCCGACACAUUCGCAACCGUCACGUCGCACUCGCACGUCACGCAUGUCCCCCACGUGUCACACGUGUCGCACGUGCCGCAUAUGCCUCACGUACCGCACGUGACGCAUGAGAUGCGUGCGAUGUUCAUCUGUCAAUUGUGCGGAGAGUUCUAUGGUGAAGAGCAAUUGAAAUUUUAUCAACAUCUCAAACAACAUUAUGAGCCCCACGCUACCAUUAUCAUAGAGAAUCCUGUACCUGAUCUAGGCAUAGACAAGAUGACAAACACUUGUAUCGUAGACAACGUGGCGACCCUACCGGAUUCUAUUGUCGAAUUGUCUCUAGAAGGAAGCGUGCCAAAGACAAUGUACCAGUCCAUAGACAAACAUAUACUUUAUACGACAAGCGAUAAAACGCUCAAUUAUACGAGCAACAAAGUCCAAUACUCCGUAGCCAGCAUGGACAAGGAAGUGCCUGAAGUCGAGAAAGCGGAUCUCUACGACUCGUUGGAUAAAUUAGAGUAUUUCUGUACAAAGUGUAAUAAAUCGUUUAGAAAACAGAAACAGUGUGAAGCUCAUAUUAAAGAGGCCCAUUCUAAUCAAAAGCUAGAAGAUAUGGGGGAAUUCAGCGAGCCAGAAGAUCUGAUGGAGGGGAUACACGUGGCGGUGGAGGAGAGCGGCGAGCAGUACGAGCAGGCGCUGUUGCCGCACCUCACCGUGGAGAACGGACACGUGCACCAAGAGCACGUGCGCCACUGGUACAUGCGCAACGGGCAGGGCGCCGGCGCCGCGUCCCCGCUGUGCGCGUGCGGCGGCGCGUGUGGCGGCGCGUGCGGCGGCGCGGGCUACUGCGCCGCGAGCGAGCCCGCGCCCCCCGCGCCCCCCUCGCUGGCCAGCGUCGCCAUACAGGCCACGGGCAGCGUGGCGCUCGUGCCCUCGCCCGGCGUCGUCGCACACCGCCCGCCGGAGAACAAAAACGAGGAAAUGCUCCAACCCAUGUUUGAAACCGAGGAGCCGCCGGAGAGCUUCCCCGACCAGACCUCCACGCCGGAGUUGCAGCCUCCGUCACAUGUCAAAGACGAGUCGCCGCCGGACCCUAAGCAGGAGAAGAAGAAGAGCACCAAGACUUUCGAAUGUAUCCAGUGCGGGCGGGUGUUCCAGCAUCGCAACAGUCUGCUGUAUCAUACGCUGAUGCACAGCGAGAAGCAGCAAGUGUGUCGGGAGUGCGGGAAGAGCUUCUACACCGUUCACGCUUUAAAGAUACACAAGCGCGUGCACAACGACGACCGGCCGUGCAAGUGCGACGAGUGCGGCCGGGAGUUCCGCCAGUGGGGGGACCUCAAGUACCACAAAGCCUCGCUGCACUCCGACAAGAAACACUUCAAAUGUGAAUUCUGUGGUAAAGAGUUCGCCCGGCGUUAUUCGCUUAACGUACACAGGCGUAUACAUACAGGCGAGAAGAACUAUAAGUGCGAGUAUUGCAACAAAUCCUUCCGAGCGUCUUCCUAUCGGCUGAGUCACAUGCGAACUCACACGGGGAGUAAGCCCUACAAAUGUACGCACUGCGAAAAAUGUUUCCGAGUGUCAUACGAUUUACAACGUCACAUGCAUAUUCAUGAAAAAGUACGUGUUAAAACGGAAGAACAGAAAAAGGUUAAAGAAACAAAAGAUAAGAAAACCCCCAAUACCAAAGUAAACGAAUUAAAAGUCGAAUCGAAACUGCCCAAAAUCGAUCAGAAAAAAACGGAAAAUAGAUUACCGAUUUUAAAAAGCUUACUAGAUAAAAAGCCCCCUAAAACUCCCAAAAAAUCGCCAAAGAAAGCGCCUAACGUAACAGUACAAAAUCGAACAGAUGGACAGUUCAACGAAGAAAUCUUCGACACGAGGCAGGAUCCAUACAAAUUUAAAGAAGUAUUCAUUAAUCAUAAGGAAUAUCCGGAAAUUUCUUCAAGAUUACAAGAAAGAUCGGACGAAAGAGAGCUGGCUACUUUGAGGGCAAUCAAAAGCCAACCGAUCUGCGAAACGGAAGAAAGGAACUAUAGCAGAGAGAAUACGGACGGCAAGAUGCAAGUUUAUACACAGAUCGAAAAGAGCAAAGAGUACAGCGGACCAAUAGUUACCAAUGUGGUGUCCUUGAGCGACAUCAGGAACCUCGAAAGAGAAGUGGGUCGAGAACCAAGAGCAGAAAUACACGGGGAAGGUCUUGAAAAUGGAUUUUUCGAGAAGCUAUCUGCCUUCUACAAUAUACCAGCUGUAUGAAAAAAGUUUUGGAAGAGAACUGGUUUUCGACCGGUCGAUUAACGGACCACUUAGUGAAUUUUAUUAGUUUUAUAACAUGAUCCCGGAUUAGUUUUUAUAAGUGUGUUGGUGUUAAAUAAUGUCGGUAUAUGUGCUACCUAAUGCAUCUGUGAUAGCGUUACUUAAUAUUGAGGCCAAAUACUUAUAUGUAAAGCGAUUAUUUGGAUACGUUAGUAACCAGCCGUAAUUAGAUAUAAAAUUUACAACUAAAUGUCAAGUAUAUUAUUGUUGUUGGUAUCAUUUAAAUUAACUGACAUUAAUACGACUCGUGACAUUGUUAAUUCUUACAUUAUCUAUAAUAAAGACGCAAUAUAAUACUAACUCUAAUCACUAAAGAUUUUUUUUUUUAUUACGUAUGUCUGACUUAUUUGGAAUACCUUGCAAUGAGUCCUCGUUGUUCUAUGACGUCAGCGUCGCCUACUAAUAUCAUUCACAAUGUGAAUAAACUCAGCACAAAUUUUAUACAAGACUUAUUCAUUUGACAAGCAUAUAUAAUAAUAUAUGCUUGUAUGUAAAUAGUGUAAAAAUAUAUCGAAUAACCACCGCUUAACGUUAUAUUUAUGUAGAAAAAUUUUAAAUGUGUAUUAAUAAAGUCGCAUAAUCA